UGCAUGGUAGAAAAUCUAUCUUGUUUGUUUUGUUGAAUGUGGUUGUGGUUCCUGGGAUUUUCUUUUUUUGCCAAGUGUUGAUUGUUUCGUCUCUGUCUCGCUGGGUAUCUCCUGGUGCGUUGUUGAGCUUGUAUAUAUUGCUCAUCCCUUCAACACUGGAUUAUUGUCAUUAGCAAACAAUUUUGAUACGUAAAUAUCCCGACCACAAGAGAAGGCCAGUGGUGUGAGUGGGUGGGGCAAUGGAGUCCACUCAACCAUGCAUCUCAUGGACCCAAUUAAGAGUGUUCUAACAUAAUUAUACACAUAGAGAUUAUCAUCCGUAUGUAUGUAUGUAUGUAUGUAUGCUGAUUUUUGUAUUAUGAUACAUUUUGUGAUCUUGUGUGUGUGCAUUGGGUGCAUGAUGUGAGAUCAAUUUCAACAUGGUAUGGAGUGUUGUUAACAUGGAGGGUGACAUUGUAUGAGUGUGUGUUGUCUGUAUCUCAGGCAACUGGUCAGAGGGCUAGCAAUAGAGUGGGUGUAGAAUGUUGCUAGGCAAUAAUUAUAGCCACAAGUAUGUGUGUACCAUUAUGGUCUAACCAUAAUCAAUACUUUGAUCCUAUGAAUAUUGUUGUGCAUGCAUCACCUGACCUGUCACUGUGAGAGCUGUGAGAGCUGUGAGUCUAUAGCUGCUUUUGCCAAGCUUUGAGCUUUUCUUUCUACUACUAAACACUUUUCUAAAGUUUUGUGUCAAUGGCUGAGAGGCCGAGUGCUGCUCAAGAAGCUCUCUCCAAAGUGGAGGACCAGCUGUCAUGCCUAGUCUGUCUGGAGCCCUACACCAACCCUCGACUGCUCUCCUGUUUCCACGUCUACUGUCAACAUUGUCUCGAGGAUAUAGUUGCCCACAAUCGACAAGGCCAGCUGGAAUGCCCCAAGUGUCGCCGGCCCACCCCCCUACCCCCCACUGGUGUGAGUGGCCUCCAGGCUGCCUUCAAUGUACACCAUCUCUUUGACAUCCAGGAAAUACUCAAGAAGGUGAAAGAGCCUCAGAAAUUGGCUUGUGAGAAAUGUGUGAAGACGACUCGUAAAGCCACCAGCUUUUGCCGACAAUGCACCAAGUUCAUCUGCGAUAUGUGUACUACCAUACACAAAGAAUACGAAGAGUUCGAAGGUCACGAAGUCGUUACUCUCGAAAAAGUGGAGGGAGAUUUGAUUCGCUUGGUCUCCCCAAAGAAAACGUCCCCUCACUGCCCCAAACACGACGAGAAAAUGAAACUUUAUUGUGAACCUUGUGGGGAGUUGAUUUGUCGAGAUUGCCUCGUUCAUAUACACAAAGACCACAAGUAUUGUGUGAUUGCCGACACCUUUGAGAGCCACAAGAAAGAGAUCCUGGACUCCCUGGGACCCGUUGAAAAACAGCUAGAGGCCACAGACACAGCUCUCGUCAAUCUGGAUGGACGACAUGCCGAAAUUGUUGAACACGGAGGAACAAUUGCGACCAAUAUCCACUCGAAAUUUGAUAAGCUCCAUCAAGCUCUGUAUGCUCGUGAGGGGGAGCUUAUGGCCGAGUUGGAAGGCCACACCCAACAACAGCUCAAGAGCCUCUCUGCUCAGCGAAAGGAAGUGGAGAUCCUCCAAACCCAACGUAGCAGCUGCCUGCAUUUCGUGAGGGAGAGCAUUCGUACCGGGUCUCCAGGAGACGUGCUCAAGAUGAAGCAAGGUGUGGUGAAGCAAGUGAGAGAGCUGGUGGACACCUUUGACCCCAACACCCUAGAGCCUCGUGAGACAACCAACACCUGUUUUGUGCCUUCUGCUCAGCUAGUCAAAGAUAGCAAAAAGUUUGGUGGCUUGUGUUGUGUUAAUAUUCCUCGCAAAGCUAUCACUGAACAAAAAGUAACUGCGUAUUAUCGAUUCCUCUGUCCCCUAAAUUCAGCACCGCCCGAAGCCAAACUUGUCUCUAAGCUGACAAACAAAACCACAAAAUGUGCUGUGAAGGAACGAGGGCAGGGAGAGUACGAGAUCUCCUACCAGCCGACAGUGGGCGGGGCCAGCGAGCUGAUCGUGAGAGUGGGUGGAGAGGAGGUGGAAGGAAGUCCAUUCCCUGUGGCAGUCAAGACUCCGAUCGAUAAACUAGGAACUGUUAUCAAGACUAUCAAUGAUCUCAAGUCACCUCGAAGUGUGGCACUCAACCAAGCUGCGGAGAUAAUUGUGGCUGAAGCCGCUGCUGAUAUUGUCUCGAUAUUUAGCCCCACAGGAGACAAGCUGCGAACAUUAGACACUCGAGGCACAGCUGUUGGGGCGAUGAAGAAUCCUCGUGGUGUGGCAGUGGACGGUGAUUACAAUAUUCUGGUGUUGGACGCUGGUAAUCAUCGACUGUUGAAGUUCUCACGUGGAGGAGACCUGAUAGCAGCAGUAGGUAGUCGUGGCGAUGGUUCUGGACAGUUUAACGAUCCGAUUGGUGUUUGUGUCAACAGUGUCAAUGGGAAGGUGUAUGUGGUUGAUUAUCGUGCUCACUGUGUUCACAUCUUCAACUCUGACCUCACCUUCUCCAGCAAGUUCGGCAGUGAAGGCAAUGGUAAUGGACAGUUUAACUCUCCCUGUGACGUUGCAUCCGAUCGUAGUGGUUGUGUGUAUGUGGUUGAUGCUGGUAUUGAUCGAGUGCAAGUCUUCACACCCGAUGGUGGCAAUCUGAGGCAGUUUGGGAAGAGAGGCAGUAGAAAUGGAGAAUUUAACUUUCCUUUAAGCAUCUGUGUAGACAGUGAUGAUCUGGUGUACGUGGGGGAAAAUUGGAACGGUCGUGUCUCAGCGUUCACGUGUGAGGGAGUGUUUCUCAAGUCGUUUGGAUCAAUUGGAUCUGAACCAGGACAGUUCAAAAGUCCUUUUGGCAUAGCAGUAGACCAGUGUGGUGUGGUGUAUGUGUCUGAUAAUGGCAACAAUAGAGUGCAAAUAUUUUCCUAGUUUAUUUUUGUUAUUAAAUUUGUUGAGUUAUUGUAACAUUGCUAAUGAAUAUUGAAAUUGA
This is a messenger RNA of Halichondria panicea, 2995 nucleotides long. Its product is annotated as E3 ubiquitin-protein ligase TRIM71-like. Gene Ontology annotation, molecular function: protein binding; zinc ion binding. The record is from RefSeq and is a predicted model, not a curated record. NCBI's taxonomy places the organism in Eukaryota, Metazoa, Porifera, Demospongiae, Suberitida, Halichondriidae. Bases 730 to 2934 code for a protein of 734 amino acids. The transcript has 2 exons.